AUGAUCAUGAAGGAAGGUAUCCUAUGUGGUGGAUCAUCAGGUUCCAAUGUUCACGCGGCUCUUGAGGUUGCUCGCGGUCUUCCAGCUGAUAAAAAUGUUGUUGCUAUUCUUCCUGAUGGGAUUAGAAACUAUUUACAAUGUUAUGAAACAUAA
This is a messenger RNA of Strongylus vulgaris, 153 nucleotides long. The record is from the annotation of a GenBank genome assembly. NCBI's taxonomy places the organism in Eukaryota, Metazoa, Nematoda, Chromadorea, Rhabditida, Strongylidae.